AUGACAGAUGAUAUAGAAAAUAAAACUAUUCCACAAUCAAACUCAAAAUGUAUACAAUUUUGUCAAAAUAAAAUACCAUGGAAAAAUAUUCAAUAUUAUUGCUGUGAACCUAGAAAAGAUGUUCGUAUAUUUUGGUUUAGUUAUUUUUUUAUAUUAAUUAUUCUAUUUAUAAUAUUUAUGGUCGCAUUUUUACAAAAAUCAUCAGUAACUAUAAAUUAUUUGAGAUGGUAUAACGAUAGUUGUACUAUUGAUUCAAUUACAACAUCUCCUAUUAUUGAAUGUGAUCAUUCAUUAGGUCUUUAUUGUAGUACAAUAACAGAACGAUGUGCUUGUUUAGAUAAUAUGUAUUGGAAUAGCUCUUUUUGUGAUUGUUCAUCAGGAAUGUACUAUAACGGUAUCGGUUGUCAAGAACGUCUUACAUUUGGUCAAUCAUGUAAUUCCCAAUCUGAUUUUUGUAUGGAAUAUUUAACAUGUUCAACUAGUACAAAUACUUGUGAUUGUUCAUCAAAUUCAUAUUACAAUCAAACAACUUGUAAUUCAAAACUAUCUUUUAAUGCAACUCAAUCAUGUACAUUAACAAGUCAAUGUAUUAAUGGUCUUACAUGCAGUUUUAAUGUAUGUACAUGUUCAACAUCACAAUCAUGGAAUGGUUAUGCUUGUUCGAAUUUAUCUACAUAUGGUGAAUAUUGUUUGACAAAUCUUCAAUGUGAUAGCUCAGUGUUUUUAAUAUGUAAUAAUACAUAUUCAAGAUGCACAUGUAAUAUAAAUUCAUAUUGGGAUGAUACAAUUUGUCGUUCACGUCUUAAUAAUGGUUCAUUAUGUAAUAAUACUCAACAAUGUUUAUCAAGUUUAGUAUGUAUUAAUAAUUAUUGUCAAUGUCCAUUAAUUUAUACUCAAUAUUGGUCAAGUCAAACAUUAACAUGUGAAUUAUGUUAUGGUAAAGAUCUUUUUCUUUUUGAUGGUAUUUGUUAUCAUAUACCAGUACCAACAAAUACAACAUUAGCAACAUAUUCAGUAUUUUCAUCAAAUUAUAUAUUAUCAACAAUUCAAUAUGAUUAUCAAUUAAAUUAUAUAUUUAAUCAACAUAUACGUGUUUAUAAUUGGACACCAAUUUUUUUUUCAAUUAAUAAUCCAAUAAAAAACUAUUUUCAAUGGACACCUGAUAAUACUUUAAUAAAACCAUCAUAUUUAUGUAAUGAAACAAUUCAAUUAAAUUAUACUGGUUAUGUUGUUUCAUUUAAACUUGAAACAAAUACUCCAUGUCUUCGUGCUUGGCCAAAUACAACAAUUGGACAAUUAACUAAUCAACUUAAUACAUAUAUUUAUCAUACUCAAUAG
Molecule: messenger RNA, 1338 nt
Organism: Rotaria sp. Silwood1
Lineage: Eukaryota; Metazoa; Rotifera; Eurotatoria; Philodinida; Philodinidae
Source: the annotation of a GenBank genome assembly